Molecule: messenger RNA, 474 nt
Organism: Iphiclides podalirius (scarce swallowtail)
Lineage: Eukaryota; Metazoa; Arthropoda; Insecta; Lepidoptera; Papilionidae
Source: the annotation of a GenBank genome assembly
AUGAAAUGUGUGGUGUUGGCGUACGUUUUAAUGCAUUUGGCGAAAUAUGUGGGGCUUUCUGAGGGAUACUUAGUUGGGGCUGGGUUGAACGUCCGGUUCGCCCAAUUGCUCUACACCGACACCAAAUACCAAGUUCUUAGAGAGGAGAUGAUAAAAAUGAACACGAGAAACCUGGUGUACCACUGUCGAGCCGACAAGGGUGACUGUGACGCCGCCCUGGCUAAGAUGCGGUACAAGGCGAGCAAACACUUCUACGCGCUGUCCAAGGCUGUGGUCGACUACGUUAAGAACAAAAGGCAGGCCCGACCCACAGGAUAUGUCGGUACAGCGACGUUCUGUCAGGACAAUAUUUGUGUGCCAGAUACCGAUCCACCAAUCGUUUAUGGGGGCUGUUUCACUUUAAUAUCCUGCGGUGGAAACCAGACCUGGCACCUGGAUCCGGUUGUUUACAAAAAGAAGAAGAGUAGAUUCUUU